UAUUGCGUAAUCUUUGAUUUGUCAACAUGAAUCGACAGGUUCUGUAGCUGUAUUAUAUCAAAACAUUUCACUUGCUGGCGACACAGUCCAGUUUGUGGAUAAAUCACAUCUGCCAAACAUAAAAACAGAAGUGUACCUUUACUUUUUAUCUGGAAACGUUUGUGAUUUUGGUCAUAAUGGCUGAGAAAAUGGUGAAACAAGCACCCGUUGCAGUUCGGCUGACAAGCAGCCGUGCAACUUCUGCAAGUGGAUCACGAGGAACGGAGAAUGACAAAAACCAACGCCCGAGCUCCUCCGGUGAUGGAGAGAUGUGUUUCGGUGAAGAGUGGUUGGACGAUUGGGAAGAUGAGGCAAUUUUACAUCAGGCAAUGGAUGAACUAAAUGCAAAUUUGAAGAGCAAUUCAACAUCACUUGGUGCAACCUCUCAGACUCAGUCUCUCUUACAAACCAGCAUGACCAGUGAUGAAACUGGAAAGAUUUCAGAGGGUGUUUUGAGAACAAUCUGCUCUUGUGAAACUGAAAAGUCUUCAGGUUGUGUGACUGUGUCUGUAAAUAAUGACACUGUCAAUGUCACUGAUUUAAGUUUAACAAGAGCAGCAGAUGAUAAAGAUGUAGAGGUUUCCAUUGGAAAAGAACAAAAUAAAAAUGGUAAUUGCAAAGAAAAUAUUUGCCCAAAUUGCCAAAGAACAAUUAAAAAAAGAUCUGAUAAUGACUUGGCAACCAAUGCGUCGCCUUCUAAGAAAGUCAAAGUGGAAGUUGAGGAAAAGACUGACAAGUUUACAAUGGAUCCACUGAGGCAGUUCAAAGGAAAGUACCUUUGGGUUUCUGACUUGACGGCUCAAGCUUGGUGUGAGAGGCAGCUUCUUUAUGAUUUCACAUUUGAGGGACCAGUGGAGAUCUUGGAAACAGAAGCCAUGAAAGUUGGCACGGAGAUGCACAUGAAGAGAGAAUUGGAAGUGCAUACCAUCAAACAGAUAGCAGUAAAAACCAAAGAGGACAAAUGGGCCAUCAAAUUCCUGAACAUUCUUAGUGCUGUCAAUCAACUUUUGCAAGGAGGAGGGGGUGGAUUCUCCAGAUGUGUUGUCAGGGAGAUGCCCAUUUUCGGGAAGCCUUUUCAAAGUGGAACUUUUGUGGUUGGUGUGAUUGAUGAGAUCAGAUACAAUAGUCGGGACCAAUUGGAAGUUGUAGAAUUCAAGACCAGAGCCAAGUCUAGAACCAUUCCAUCAGCAGCUCAAAGAAAGGCACACAAACUUCAGGUAAUGCUAUACAAGCAGCUGUUUGACGAGGCAGUCUGUGGUCUUCUGAAGAAGGAAACCAUUCUAGAAACAAUCGGCCUUGACCCUGAAGCUCAAGUCAAUGAUGAAAUAGCUGCUCAUGCCCUCGGGAUGGACCUGGUAUUACCAAAGUUUGGUGACUACCUAGACACCAUGCUAGAACGCUUCCAGUUCCUCUCCAAGAUUGACUCCCUUGCUGUAGAGUACUCCUCGCAGGACGACAAGGAACCAUUUGCUGUGAAUGAAUACCCCUUCGAUCCUGUCUGGCUCAAGGAUAGGUUGGAUUACUACAAUGCAUUCUGGGUAGGUGAGAGGGAGGUGGAAGGGGUCGAAUUGGAAGAGGUUUGGAAGUGCAAUUUUUGCAAUUACAGGGAGGAAUGUGACUGGAGACAGAAGAUGCAUGAGAAGUGUCUCAGUAAGAAGUCUACCAAUAAGGUCAAGAUAGAGAUGACUAAGUGAAAUUAUAUCAGUAUGGAGAUAAAUAUGAUGCUUAGUUGAGGAGGAGGAUUCAUGUUUCACAAAGAAUUGAGUUGGAAUUUCAGUCAUUCAGAGAUUUCAAUAUCAUACAGCAUUAAAUUCUUCUUGUAGAUAGACUAUAAAUAGCAAGAUUAAAUAAUUUGAGCAUGAUUUCAUCCAAUGUGG
Messenger RNA from Lytechinus variegatus (green sea urchin), 1916 nucleotides. RefSeq names its product exonuclease V-like (gene exo5). The coding region runs from base 177 to 1733 and encodes 518 amino acids. The transcript is spliced from 4 exons. Gene Ontology annotation, biological process: interstrand cross-link repair. Gene Ontology annotation, molecular function: single-stranded DNA 5'-3' DNA exonuclease activity. Lineage: Eukaryota; Metazoa; Echinodermata; Echinoidea; Temnopleuroida; Toxopneustidae. Gene Ontology annotation, cellular component: nucleus. The record is from RefSeq and is a predicted model, not a curated record.